AUGUCAGCCGAGGGCAAGGAGGACGGUGGACUUGGUGGGUCGAUGGAGAAAAGUAAGGAUUAUUUGAGGUGAAAUAUUGGCAAUGAGUCUCGAGGACCUACAAAGACAUGUCCGAUAUAGAAGAGUCUUGUUUUACGGAGCUUCAUUUUGGCCUAGAAUUAACUCAUGGGACCUCUGCAAUCGUUUGUUAUACUAGGUCGCCCAGAAAGUUCGGUCGUUUUUUUCAUUGCUUUGUUUUACGAGGAUUGUUUGAUGUUUGGCAAGGGAUAUAUAUUUAUUUGAUACAGUCAGUUUUGUAGAGGAGAAAAAGCUGUAUCAGAUAAAUAUACUCCAUUUGUCAAAGAACAAACAAUUCUUGUAAAACAAAGGAAUGAAAAAACGAACGAACUUUCUGGACGACCGAAUAAAUUGUAUGCUAUUGGUCUGUAGGGAAAAUAGUGAUUGGGUCAUCGCAGCAAAAUAUUCGACGAUACUUCGCCCCGUCAAAAAAAAUUCCAAUGGCGGCAAACCUAAUAUUUAUAGCCAUAUUUCAGUUAACUAUUCAAAUUUAGCCAAAUUAAUGAUGAGUCGAGUCCCCUUUGUUUGACAUUCAAAAAAACAUGUGAAGAAAGCGAUAUGGGCAUGAAAAUAAAAGACCUAUGGCAGAAAAAUACGGAGAAUUUAACGAUGAGAAAAUUAUUUGGCAACACCUCACGGUUUUCGCGGCAGGACCCAUGGAAAAAAGUUUCCAUUUUUUGGGCCACCCUGUAAUAGGGUUUUUAACUGUCGCUCGCAACCUGAUGUUUUUGCACAGUGCGCCUCGCAGGAAUCAUUCAAGCGACUUUGCCGAUCGUAUGAGUGGGCCGAUAAUAAGCUCACAAGGUGUCAAUCUGUGGGGAAAGUAGUGUAUCAGUCUGUCGGGAAAAUAGUGACGGGUCGUCGCAGCAAAAUUUUUUGUCUCUUCGAAAAAGGGUCUCCCGGCAGACUGAUAACAAACAUUGCAAAGGUCGCAGAACUCAACGCCAAUACGCGCCAACCCGCACUGUACAAAAUUGUCCGGACUUUUUGUGUGCCGGAAGGCCGUACUCAAGACCUUUCUUAGACUGCGCAAUCAAUGGUGGUGCUCAUUGAUUAUCUUCUCUGAUCAGUUUAAUUUUUUUCCGGCGGUUUGAAAAGCCAGUUUUUACAUAUAAAAUACAAAGCAGUAAUACGGCAACACGUAAUUUAAAAAAUAUUUUUUUACAGAGACACCACUACAUGUUCUAUGUCUGUGCACAAUAAGCCAUUUCCACUUACUUUCAUUGUUACAAUUCAUGUAUAAAACUGUUUUCAGCAAUGAACUGGCUGAACGAAUCAGUGAAAAAGGCGCAUCGUCGAAUUCCGCCGGAUGUUUUCGUCAUCGCCCGAAGACUGGCGCCACUCCUGCUCUUGCUCGCAUUGCUGAUCUACCUACUCAUCGGUGCUACCGCCUUUCUGGCAUUUGAGCAUGCGAAUCAUGAGAACUACAUUAAACGAUUCCAUCUGCGGCUUGGAGCAAAUCGAAAACAUGCCUCGAGGGAGAUUACGGCUUCGCUUUUCAAUCAAACCGCCAACAUGUUGGUGAUCGUGGACAAGGUGAACCAAGCCAGGAUGGAGGUAAGAUUUGCCACUAAAAAAUGGUAGUAAAACCUUCUAGGAGCUACUCUAUCGUCACCUCAAAGUUUAUGAGUCCGAAUUGCCGAUUACUCGGCCCGUGGAAGAGGCGUGGUCGUUCACGAACUCCCUGACCUACUGUUGGGCGCUUCUCACAACAAUGGGACAUGGCUCGAGGGCCCCAAAAACGAUCGGUGGACAGAUCUUUGCACUGUUUUAUGCCUCCGUCGGAGUUCCGUUCUACAUGGGAACUAUUGUGGUUUGGGCGUUCUCAACGUUGUGCUCCAUCAAGGUAAAUGGGUCAAGAUUUUUUAUAUCAGAUUUUUAUGUUUAUCUCUUGUGCAAGUGUUUCUCUGAUUAAAAUUUAGGCCCAAGAUGGGUCUGUGGGUCAAGUCUUACGUUUUCUUUUGUGUGGUCAAGUGUUCCUCGAAAGAUUCAGAAAAUGAGUCAAGUCUUGCCCUCGCAAAUUUUGGGCCUUGAAAUUUGGAAGAUAUGUUUUUCACAUAGAAAAUAUUGCCGAAAUAUGGUUUUUGAAGAAUUUUUUGCUCUUGUGUCAAGUCUUCCUCAAAUUGAAAAACAUGAGUCAAGUGUUUCUACGAAAUUUUUUUACAAUCUUAGUUCAAAUUCCCUGUUCAAUACGGUGUAAAAUCAGCCAAAAUCUCUGAUUUGAGUCAAGUUCUCCUCUGGAGUCAAGCCUUUCUCUCAUAAAAAAAUUGGGUCGACUGUCUCCCUGAACCUUAAAAACCGCUAUCAAACACCCAUUUUCAGUGGGUUCUGCGACGAAAGCUCCAUGACAAAUCGAUAAAUGAGACUCACAUCCUUUUCACAUGUUCGGCAAUCUACGUGUGGUUCCUCAUCGCGUUCAGUGUCAUCCUAUAUUCAUCGGCAAUUCCGGACAGUUACUUCCGCUCGCUUUAUACGGCAGUGCUUUCUGCGUUUACAGUGCAGGUAUGAUUUAUUAUACAAAUAUCCAAAACACCGAUUUUUGUCUGAAAAUUUAAGAAAUUCGGAAUUUUUUGAUUUUUCGCCUUAAAAUUCUCGGUUGUUUCUGCUUAACGCGGGCUGAAAAUUUCAGAGACAUGUUAGAAAAUACCAUUCUUUAUUUCUGCCAAGUUUUGUCAAAAUCUGCGACUAAAAAUUUUCAAAUUUUUUUUCGUAUAAAAUGUCACUUUUCUCAAAAAAAAUUUUUUUUCCGAAAAUAUCAUUUUUGCAGACGAUGGAUUACAACGAUUUCAUCGAAUUCGACAAAGUUGUGACGCUGACUUGCACUGGAAUCGCCCUUUAUCUCGGCGCGAUGGUGCUGUUAACAGCCGUUGGGGUCUAUCGAAAUCUCGACACGACCGCCAAACUGAACAAAGCGAUCGACCCAAUCAGCUCGGAGGAUAUUCGACAGAUCGACGAUGACGAAGAGGAAAAAGCUGUUCAUCUUGUGCACAGCGAAUCCGUGAAAAGUGCGCCCGGAUCGGUGCCGCAGGCUGCGCCCAGGUUUCAAGUAAGUGUGGACAAGAGCGUAAUCUCGCAUUACAAAAACGUGAGGCCAAUGGUUGUAUAGAGAGAAAUGUGUUUUUGAAUUUUUUUUUGUUGUUGCGUGAUAAUAAAAAUGAGAUUUUUUGAAAUUGAAAUUUAUUUCUUUUUAUUUUGGAAACUUUUUUUUGUGUUUUUAAAUAUUUUUAAGCCAUUAUUUUAUAUUUUUUUAUAAAAUACGGAAAAAUAAAGUCUUAAUUUUUCUUAAAAUGUUUUCUUAAUUUAUUUUGUUUAUUUUUUUAUUCUUUUUUCAUACUAAUCCCACAACUAACCGCUUGAAAUUUCAGGUGAUUGUCGACGAAGCCGGAGAAAGCCAGCUAACCAAACCCGCGACAAAAAGCACCACGAAAAAGAAGACAACAUUUGUCAAGGAAGUUCAUCAUUACUAA
Molecule: messenger RNA, 3524 nt
Organism: Bursaphelenchus xylophilus (pine wood nematode)
Lineage: Eukaryota; Metazoa; Nematoda; Chromadorea; Rhabditida; Aphelenchoididae
Source: the annotation of a GenBank genome assembly